AUGGCGGCCGCGGCCAGGGCCUUCGCCGUGCACGUGCUGCGCGGGAGGUGGUUCAUGGCGUACGGCUCCUUCCUCAUCAUGUCCGCGGCGGGGGCGACGUACAUCUUCGCCGUCUACUCCAAGGACAUCAAGGCCACGCUCGGCUACACACAGGAGCAGCUCAACACCGUCGGCUUCUUCAAGGACGUCGGCGCCAACGUCGGCAAGAGGUUCUUGUUCACCCGAGCAGAGUUUGGCGUCAGCGCCGCCGUCGUACUCGCAAUGCUCCUCGUCCCAUUCACCGUGGUCCUGCGCGAGGAGGCCGCACUGUUCAAGAACACGCUGGAAGCGCAGUCCGUGGUGCCCGUGCCCACCAAACCGCGGACGCCGGUACAAGAGCCAGCGUCCGUUGCGGAGAGGCCAGCGGCCACACUGAUGUCGAGGGUGGUGCGUGCUCUGAGGCCGCCACCGCUUGGCGACGACUACACGAUCCUUCAGGCGCUGGUGAGCGUGGACAUGCUGCUGCUGUUCACGGCGACGGUGUUCGGCAUAGGCGGCACACUCACGGCCAUCGACAACAUGGGCCAGAUCGGCGAGUCGCUGGGCUACCCGCAGCGCAGCAUCGCCACCUUCGUCUCCCUCAUCAGCAUCUGGAACUACCUCGGCCGGGUCGCCUCCGGCUUCGCGUCGGAGGCGCUCCUCGCGCGGUACCGCCUCCCGCGCCCGCUCGUCCUCGCCGUCGUCCUGCUCCUCACCGUUCCGGGGCACCUCCUCAUAUCGUUCGGCGUGCCGGGCUCCCUGUACGUGGCGUCGGUGAUCAUCGGGUUCUGCUUCGGCGCGGCGCAGCCGCUGAUCCUGGCGAGCGUGUCGGAGCUGUUCGGCCUCAGGUACUACUCCACGCUCUACAACCUGUGCGGCACGGCGAGCCCCGUGGGGUCGUACGUCCUCAACGUGCGCGUCGCCGGGCGCAUGUACGACCGCGAGGCCGCGCGGCAGGGUGGCGGACACGCCGUGGCCUCGGCGGCCGGGAAGAGGCUCGUGACCUGCAUCGGCGUCCGGUGCUACAAGGAGUCGUUCUUGGUCAUAACGGCAGUGACUGUGGCCGCCGCGGCGGUGACGCUGGUGCUGGCGUGGAGGACUCGGGGAUUCUACGCGGGGGACGUGUACGCGCGGUUUAAGGAGGAGGAGGAGGAGGAGGCGGUGGUGGCUGGGCAAAGCAGAAAUGGCGUCGCCGCGUCGGAGAUGUCCAGUUAG
Molecule: messenger RNA, 1233 nt
Organism: Triticum turgidum subsp. durum (durum wheat)
Lineage: Eukaryota; Viridiplantae; Streptophyta; Magnoliopsida; Poales; Poaceae
Source: the annotation of a GenBank genome assembly